AUGGAUUCAGAAGUCAGAGAGACCCUAAAAAAGGCUGAGAAGUCUCUACAGGGUCUUCUGGCCUUGCCAGACAAGUCUGGAGUUGAUCUACAAACCAAAGUCCACGCAUUAUCGACAUGGAUCACUCACCUGCAGACAGUGGUCGAAACCCUGCAAAAGGCUGGCACCGAAAGCGAACGCUUGGAGGCCACGACCAAAAAGUCUAUGCAAGAGACGGUCCAGCCGAUCGCAGACGACCAGCGCUUCAUCAAGGAGUGGACGGAAGCGAUCGACAAGGAGCUGCCCAAGCUCCAGCGCCUCGAGGAUCUCUCUACGCAGAAAUCCUUUGACACUUUGGGUGAGAAAAUGAAGGAGCUGAAGACAGUCUUAGACACGCUAGGUGAGAACACGAAGGAGUUCUCUACGCAGAAAUCCAUCGACACUUUGCAUGAUCAGGCGAAGGAGCUAAAGAAAGCCUUGGAAAAUAAAUCCUCGGAAACGUCCCGUGGAAAGGAGCGCUCGCUCCGGGACGUCGCACAAACGCGCGCUGCACAGGCCGAAUCCGACAAGCAGAGCGCCGUCGAGACAGCCGAAAACAAAGUCUCGACAUUGCAGUCACGCCUCGGCCCGUUGGAACAGUUCAAACAGAAAGCGAUCGAGCACGCUGCUGCGGCGGACGCAGCUGCCCACGAGCGGCGCCAACGCAUCCAGCAAUUGGAGCAAGAGGCCAAUGGUUUGCAGACUCGCAACGGCGAGCUCACAAGCACGCUCACCGAGCGAGAGACCGAGAUUGCCAAGCUGCGGAGUAUCAUAGGGCAAGCAACGACCGAGCGCCUGACGACCAACGAGGAGCUAUCAAGACUCCAAGGGGUCGAGAUCAGUCUAAGACAGGAGGUUAGCGCUCACGAGGGAACCAUCUCAGAGCGCAACGAGCAGGUGAAGGAUCUCAAAACCGAUAAGACUAACCUGGUCAAGUAUGCGACAGAGCUCAAGUCGGACAAGGACACACUGACCCAGGCUAACAUCAAGCUCGAAACCGACAAGGACAAGCUCAAGGGCGAGGUUGCAGGGCUCAAGCAACAGCUAACCAAGUCGGAGGGUUUUGCCGCGCAGUUCAAAGCCGACAAGGACAGGCUCGAGGGCGAUAUCAAGGAGCUCAAGCAGCAGCGUGUGAGUUCGGAUCCCGAGCAGCUUGCCACGGAUUGGACCAAGGCCUCAAGCAAGGUCAGCGAGCGCCUGGCCUCUUUCAGCAUCUUUGACGACGGACGGCACGACAACGCGGACGAGAUCGUGGAAUCUCUCGCAUUCAUUGCCGGAGACGACGAGAAGUGGGCGCGCUUCGCGCAGUUCGUCGAGCUCGCAAAGCACAACGAGGCUUACUGCGUGUACCAGAUGAUCGACGAUAACGACUGCCAGCAGCCAGACCUCCUCGUGAGAGGGGUCCACAAGUGCACUUAUCACUCGGCUCAUGGUGGAUAUUGCUACAGGGCAAAGUGUGUCAUGAGGAAUGACGUGAAGGAGUUUAUCAUUGGGAAGAAGAGGCCAGCGCUGCGUGUAUAA
Molecule: messenger RNA, 1539 nt
Organism: Colletotrichum chrysophilum
Lineage: Eukaryota; Fungi; Ascomycota; Sordariomycetes; Glomerellales; Glomerellaceae
Exons: 2
Coding region: 1-1539 (512 amino acids)
Source: RefSeq, a predicted model, not a curated record